CCUCACUAACCGACUAUCCUCAGAUCUAACCACACAAGGCAUCUAUCAACCUCCUUGCUUUUGCCACGUGCUGUGAUUAACGGCCAAGAUUGAUUCCCUGCACGUGACGCCCCGUCGAAGUUCGCUAUAUAGCCGCACAACCCCUUCCUCACUGUAAACCCUAGAUCCCGAGUAUUAGCAGACGCUGAAAGGUUUAGAGAAAGUAAUGGCGAAUCCCAAAGUGUUCUUCGACAUCACCAUCGGUGGCAAACCGGUCGAAAUCAAUGGCCAAAAGGCCAACCGUGUCGUGAUGGAGCUCUUCAACGAUGUCACUCCAAAGACGGCCGAGAAUUUCCGCGCUCUCUGCACCGGAGAGAAAGGAGUCGGGAAAUCCGGCGUGCCGCUGCACUUCAAGGGCUCAAAAUUCCACCGCGUGAUCCCCAAGUUCAUGUGUCAGGGCGGUGACUUCACAAAGGGAAACGGAACCGGAGGUGAGUCCAUCUACGGGGAGAAGUUUGCAGACGAGAACUUUAUUAAGAAGCACACCGGACCCGGCAUCCUCUCUAUGGCGAAUGCGGGGCCAGGCACCAACGGAUCUCAGUUUUUCAUCUGCACCGCGAAGACCGAGUGGCUCGAUGGUAAGCACGUGGUGUUUGGACAGGUCGUGGAAGGCUAUGAUGUGAUCAAGGCGGUGGAGAAAGUUGGAUCCGCAGGCGGAACAACAUCUAAGGAUGUGGUGAUUGCUGACUGCGGUCAACUUUCUUAGAUCUCUCUGGUCUAGUGUUCUUCUAUCCGACUAUCCUCUUUCUCGUCAUCUUCGUCCGUCGUUUUACCGUUUGUGUUUGUUUGAAUCCCCUUCCAUCUAAUUGUUCUGCUUUCGUUUGAGCACUUUGGUAUACCCGCCUAUGUGUUAAAUAAGUUUUAAGAUUGUUAGUUGGUUACAUUGCUUUGCUGUGGUGUUCUUAUUACAUUUCACCUAAUUAAUUGUAAUCCAAGAAUAAUUAGCUAAUUCAAGUACAUCGUGGCUUAUUAUUCGCUAUGGUUUUCAAUCAUUUGAUACCCCUCCAAUUGAAUUGUCUUGGGAUUGCUCUAGUGCUGUAGUCGACAAUCUGCUUGAUCCCAUUAACAAGGUUUAGAUUUACAAAAUCGUAUUUCCCUUGUGCUUAUUUGGUUAUGGAAGUUGACAUUAAUCAUGGUUUUGUUUUGGC
Molecule: messenger RNA, 1187 nt
Organism: Cuscuta epithymum
Lineage: Eukaryota; Viridiplantae; Streptophyta; Magnoliopsida; Solanales; Convolvulaceae
Source: the annotation of a GenBank genome assembly